Charadrius vociferus (killdeer) is the source of this 2242-nucleotide messenger RNA. Its product is annotated as protein AHNAK2-like. Gene Ontology annotation, molecular function: protein binding. The transcript has 7 exons. The record is from RefSeq and is a predicted model, not a curated record. NCBI's taxonomy places the organism in Eukaryota, Metazoa, Chordata, Aves, Charadriiformes, Charadriidae. The annotation marks the transcript as partial. Gene Ontology annotation, biological process: regulation of RNA splicing. Gene Ontology annotation, cellular component: cytoplasm; nucleus.
GCACAGCCCUCCUUCCAAUUGCUGGAGAGAGAGGGGGAGUGUGAAAGAGAGAGAGUUUAAGGCAGGCUCUGCACUGGUGUUCUGGGCUAUUUCAACUUCGGGGCAACUUUAGAGAACUUCAGUUAUUUUUGGUUCUGCACGACAGCUGAGACCGGCCGAGCCUCCAGGAGAUGCUGAUGCUGAUGCUGAUGCAGAGGAGGAAGAUUCUGUUAAUGAAGUGGCAGUAGAAGACAUCCGUCCAAGGCCACAAGGAUCCUCUCCAGUUUAUGAAUAUUCCAUAGAAGAAGAAUAUUUAAAGCUUCAAGAAGAAAAUAAAAAAUAUCCUACAGACAAAUCAAAACAGAGUCAUCCACAGGAGACAAUGGAAGUGACCCUGAAAACAGAAGUGGAAGCUGGUGCUAGUGGUUUUAGUGUGAUGGGUGGAGGACAUGAAGGAAUAUUUAUCAAAAAAGUACUUAAGGAAUCUCCUGCUUCAAAAAUAUUUAGUCUGAGAGAAGGUGAUCAGCUUCUAAGUGCUACAAUAUUUUUCGAUAAUAUCAAAUACGAAGAUGCACUCAAGAUUCUCCAAUAUUCCGAGCCAUACAGAGUCCAAUUCAGCCUCAAAAGAAAAAUUGCUGGGAAAGAAGAGCUAGAACACAUUCACUCCACAGCCCAGUACAAAAAGGAAAGAUUAAGCCAGGAAAAAGAACUCAGUGAGAGCAUUCCUGAAGAAACACUGCAUGUUUCAGGAAAAGACAUUUCAGAAGAAGACAGAGAAACAUUAAUUGUAAGCCAAAGGGUAGGAAGAAGCAAGAGACCUAAAAAAGAUAGAUUAUCAUGGCCGAAAUUCCAGUCAAUUAAAAAUAAAAAGAUACUGGGGCACAGAAGAUCUCACAGUACAUCAGAUGCGUAUGAGCCUGCUAUACAGGAUGUUUCCCCUACAAGCACAGACACAGAGUCUCAAUUUCAACAGGAAGUCCAUAUCAAAGAAAAAAAAGGAAGCCAAAAGAAACUGAAGUUCCCUAGCAUUGGAUUCAAAAUGCACAGAUCCAAGCCAGAAACACAAGACAAGCAAAAAAAAGAAAUAAAAACUACACUGUUAUCUGAAAGAGAAAAAAUACAUAGAGAAGACAUCAGCCUGGAAAAUCCUGAAAUACUAACUGUGGAAUAUACCACUUCUCCUGCUUAUGAAAUUAAAACUGGGGAGGCACAUGAAACUUUAAUGAAAGACUUAAAAGAGACGAAAAAUGGCAUUCCAUCUCAUAUGAAAAAAUGCCCUGAAGUUGAAAUAAGCACUAAAAAAGAAAAAGACAAGGAAUCAACAGCAAAAUUUACUGCACCUGAAGUACCAGCUAUAACAACGCAGAUACCAAAGCCCAGUUUAGAAACACCUGAUCUGAAAGAAAGCCCAACUAAACAAACACCACAAGCCUCAACAAAAUCCCGGAAAAAGAAACAGAAAGGAACAGCAGAUAAAGCAGAAAGAGAAAGUGGAAUUAACGUAGACAUGAUGGGUGAGACACCACAAGGAUCUAUAAAAGUAAAAGGCCUAGAAAUAGGCACUGCUAAAGCAGAAUUACACACACCACCUGACACAGUGGAAACAGGAGAAAAACAAGCAGAAGAUGACACACAAAUGCUAACAAUUGUGGAUGUGAAACCUCAAAUGCCUGAUGCAGAAUCAGAAAUAUCUACUUGGAAAAUACAAAUGCCCUCAUUCAAAAUGGGCAAGACUCCUAAAGCUGACAUGAAAAUAUCAAGUGAAGAAAGGAUAGUAGAAUCAGUAGAUACUAUAAAAAACACACAGACAGAAGAAGAUGACAUGCCCAGUAGUGAGAAAAAGACAGAUAUUGGCAUAAAGAUAGGAGAAAAGGAUAUAGAGGGAAAAGAAAGCAAAUUCAGACUGCCAAAGCUUAAAUUACCUACAUUUACAUGGGCACAUACAAAGGAGGAAACAGGGCAAAGUGAAAGUCAGUUAAGCGACAGAGACAGAAAAGUGCAACAGGAAGAAAAAUCACUAGAAGCAGGCACAGAAACAGCGAUAAGUGUGUCAGCAGCCAAAAUGAAGAUUCCAAGUGCAGAAAUCGAAAUCGAGAUAUCCAGAGAAAAAAAAAAUGAAAAGGAUAUAGAACAAUUGUUGGAAGGAGAGAUGCCAGCUGCGAACAAUCUAAAUCUAAAAACUUCCUCAAAAGAGAAUCAUUUGAAAGAAACAGAAAGAGAAAUACUGAUUACCAAAGCUGAUACUGAAAUGAAAACAACUGAG